This is a messenger RNA of Vespula vulgaris, 9938 nucleotides long. RefSeq names its product 3-phosphoinositide-dependent protein kinase 1 (gene Pdk1). The transcript is spliced from 5 exons. Gene Ontology annotation, biological process: intracellular signal transduction; peptidyl-serine phosphorylation. NCBI's taxonomy places the organism in Eukaryota, Metazoa, Arthropoda, Insecta, Hymenoptera, Vespidae. The record is from RefSeq and is a predicted model, not a curated record. The coding region runs from base 4088 to 6034 and encodes 648 amino acids. Gene Ontology annotation, molecular function: protein serine/threonine kinase activity; ATP binding.
UAUAUAUAUAGCCAUUAUAGGUUACUUUAGGUUGCAAAGCGAGUCACUCGUCGAGUGUCGCGCUACUAUGCGCGUUACUAUACGCGUUUAUAUUGUAAUAUCGCACGUGAAUAAACAUCGACAAGAAGAGGAGGUCGGACGACCCGCGAAGAAAUGAAAAUAUUCCGUAAAUACUCGGCUCCCUGCAGACAAUUAACGCGAUUACGGCAAACAGGCUUCUUUUGCAACGAUCGCUCUACCAUAUUUUAUCGUACCAACAUUCGCGCUCGUCGUUCCAAGAGAAUUCGGAAAUGCGAAAAAGACGUUUGAAAAUUGAAAAAUCAUGACGUCGCUAUGUGUUACGCUAAUUAACGUAAUCGUAGACUUUGAGCGGCAUUAAUAAAUCAUUAAGUCUCUGCCUCGUAAUGCAAAUUUGACGAAGACUUUAGCCAUCGUCCGGAUACUCUUCCCCCCCCCCCCUUCCUCUCUUUUUUUCGCUAUUCUCGUAAUCAACGACGAAGAUGACGGAGCUGUAAUGCAUUAAUUAUCUCUCGUGAAAAAGAACCAAAUCUUCCUCGUCUACGCGAAAUAAACGCUGGUAAAUAAAACGGUCUCGAAUCAAUGUGUUACAUCCUUAUUGUAUUUUUAUUGAAAUCAGUUACAUAAGUCGCGCUUUCAUUUAAAUGAACGAUUACGCGCAAACGAAUGACGCGUGGGGAAAGUAAACACGUAGUUAAUGCGACGCGAUAGCGAGUUCUUUGAUUAAUUUCACCUUGGCCAUUGGCAAAUACGCAGAGAGCGAGUCAUAUUAAAGACGCUAUGGUCAAAUUUUCUCCGUUUAUUCGAAGUAUACAAUGUCUGUGUAUGCGCGCGCGUAUUAGCGAGUCAUUGAGAAUUGACGCAGAUAAUUAUUUUAGGGAAGAACGACGAAUACAAAUAAACAUUUGCGCAUCGCAUCGUACACUCGAUAUAAAUGAUACAAAGAAAUGAUCGUACUUACUUGGCCGAUCCUUUAGGAUUUUUGUCGAUCGAAAAACGUUCUCUCUCCAAGUCCGUCUCCUUUCUUUCGUUCUUUAUUUUCGUUUUACUCGAGACAUAAUUUCGAUAGCGAGUCUGGCCUUUCCCAAAAGUAUUUGUUCUCCUUUGAUUUAUGAGUCUCGUCGAAAAGACGCGCAAAAGCGUAUACGAGCCGCUUCCAAAAUAUUCUUCGUCGCGUUUUAUUUUGAGAACUCUACGACGCUUUUGGUAUACUUAGAGUGGCACUUUUAGAAACGAAAUUCCACUAUUAAUAGUUCUCGCAUGAGAUCGUUGAAUCUAUUCGAUGCGAAGGGAAGAGAGUUCGCCAGACGACGAGUAUUUCUUUAUUACUUAUAUAUUUAUUAAAAUAGAUCGUUACACAUAUAUCGUAUACAUGGUACGUUAAAGGUCUUGCCAAUAAAAUCGUUGCUCCGUAAAGCGUAACUAGAUCACCGAGCGCAUCCCAAAAGUUACCAUGAAAUUUUCAAGGCGUACGGACAGAGCGCGACUGAAAUGCGUGGAAAAAUAAUUCUUUCGAAGAGCAUCCCCGCGAAGCGCUAUAAAGGAGCUCGCUUCGCAUUACCGUAAAUUGUCGUGCACGAUAAUGAUGUGCGGUGAUUUUUUUAGCAAAUAUUUUUCUUCGAUAUAAAUUACGACAUAUUUGCUCAUUUUGCGGCCUGCCGUCCUAUAAAUAUUUUAAAACAGGUGCAUAAAUGUUUGCAGAAGCAACAACUCGAGAGACGUUACGGUUACGUUCGCGUCGUGUUUCGCGUCCGAGUGAAAAAAGAGCGUGUCCGUGAAAUCACAAAUUUUAAAGGGUAAUGUAGAGAGAUCGAAAAUAAUCGUCGUACGUAAAAGUUCUCCGAGUUUGAAUCUUUCCAGCUUGUCGGUCGGGCAGGUGCGAUCGCGGAAGACGGAUCGCCAUUUCGCCCGAUCGAUCGUUCACACGUGAAUUUCCAAGUUUAUUGUUGCCAACCGAUUUACUAACGCAUAAAGCAGUCGACGCUUUCUCUCUCGCGCGCGCGCGCUUCCUCGCCCAGAUAAGAAAACAGCCCGAAUACGCGCGCGAGAGAGGAGAAAAAAUAUUUUCGUUCUACGGACAACAGUCUCCGACGGUACGAAGCGAUCGAAAUAUUUGUUCGUAGAUUUUGAAAUAAAUCGGGCGAGAUAUUCAAAAGCGAUAUUUUGAAGCGACGACGUGGAGAAAGGGAGAAGAUCUCGAAAUAGGUCAAGCAUUCGUCGUUAUCCGGUGACCCCUCCCCUAUCGAUCACGACAACGUAUACCUGUUUACGACAACAACUCUCUUCCCGACCUUGCUUCGAACUCGUCUUCUACCUUCUCUCGCGUUCCUUCCGAAAACACGGACGACUACACAACGGAGAGAGUCGGACGAGGAGGGGAAGAGAGAGGGGGUGGGGGGAGAUAGACAGAGAGACAGUCGUCGUAAAGCCCGAGUCGGUCGAACCGAAAGUUCGAACCGUUUCGAGUAGAUUCUAAAAGGUAAAGGAAAAUUACACGUCCCUUUGUCCGAACGAUAGACAAUACGUAGGCUGCUUUCCGUAUUCAAAGACACGACCGGCGAAACUUUCCGAGUGCGGAAGAUGUGGGUUUUCAUCGAGUUACCGAUCGAGCAAUUCCAACGACGAAUACAAAUCGAGGGAGGACUCCCUGGGCGCACCUGUCCCUCCUGUCCGCCCGACCGAUGGACGAAAGAAGAGACUCCAGGGAGGUAACGUGAGAGAGGGUGGAUCCCGUCGCGGAGGAAAUCGCGCGAGUAUAUCCAGGACGCAUUCAUCAAAAGACGCCCUUUCGUUUCCUGUUUUUCUUUCCUUCGCACGUCGCUGACCACUCAGGGAGCUUCCUUUCCGAUUUCGAUAUCUACGAUUGAUCGAUGAAACGCUAAUACGUCCCGGCACAUCAACGUACGUUCCUAUUCGACCUAGGUGGAAGCGCGAUAUAACGGCACGUGCCAAAUGCUUUUUCACCUAUCUUCGAUCGCCACUCUCUUAUCGUCGACGUGUGCGAGCUUUCCUGGUCGGUGGCGAUAUACAUCGCCCCUUAAGUGGAUACUUCAUUUUCGUGCUGCGCCGUAUACGAAUCAGGAAAUGAAAAAUGGACUCGUACCUUCGUAUGCGAUUCCUAUUCAUGGGAGGAGAAACCGAGCAUCGACCUUUGCACCUUUCUAUAUUUGUUUCAACGAGGCGAAUCAGGGCCUGCCAAAUUUUCCUUGGCAGAGGAGAGAGAGUAAACGAAUCACCGAUGUCGUCGUCGAGCUCGAGAAAUCGAAACGAGUCGAGAGCAGUCGAUGUAGCGAACGUUUCGCUGCCAGUUGCGUUUCGGCGUCUCUCGGAUCGUUUCUUCCUCCGUUUGACUUCGUUUUAAUCCGUUUUCUUCUCGUGCCUUUCGUUUCCGUGUAUUUCGCGCCUGAAUUGGCAAAAUGUGGGUCAGGAGUUUUCGGUCGCGCAAAGAUUUUCCGAAACGACGGGACGAGCGACCUAUAAAUAGAAUUUUAAUGACGAGUUUAAUUUAUGACCCUCGUUCCGCUUCGAAGUGCAGUUUUGUUAGAGAACGAAAUUAAGUCCAGAGACCCGAAGAAAUGCGUUUAGAAGGUUGGAGGAGAGUGCGUUUAUUGGAUAACGGACUGACGCCAGUCACAAGCCACAGCCGCCGUCCGACGACACUUUCUGUACACGUGCACGGCGACGGCUUAUCGAGCGUUCGUGCCGUACGAAGUUCGGCCCUAUCAUCGGGGAUUAAUUAAGAAGCGAGGACGCGAUUAGCCGUCGAUCGAGUCGGUACGACGGGCGCCGGCACCUCCAUCGCCACUACACACACACACACACACACGUAUACUCGUAUAUACGUGUACGGGACGGACGGACGAGAGCGACGAAGCAACAGCAGCCCAGCAGCACGUGUACAUACAUCGAGUGAAAGAGAGAGAGAGAGAAAGAGAAAGAGUGAGAGAGAGAAAGAGAGAGAGCGAGAGAGAGAGAGAGAGAGAGAGAGAGAGAGAGGGGGAGAGAGCACUACGACGACGGCCGAUCGCCAUUUAUCGUCCGCCGCGGAACCGUCGAGGAGAGAGCGUGAAUGAGUUCGAAGAUCGACUGCCCACGAAUGAUUCACGCUGCCUACGCGAUUUACUACAUUACACGUGUGGCGAACCAGGCGCUUACCGUUUCGCCACAGCCGGCAGUAACGGUGGAGGGGCCGGUGUCCAAAAUGUCUCCACCGACGAACGACGUGACCAACGGUGUAGUGGCGCCAGCAGCCACCUUGGCGCCCCGAGUUCCUACGAACCCUUCGCUCACCACCGUAAAUCCGCUCACGCACAAGCGCACUCCGAAGGAUUUCAUCUUUGGCAAGGUGAUCGGCGAGGGAAGCUUCUCCACCGUUUACCUCGCCAAGGAUAUCCAUACCAGCAAGGAGUACGCGAUAAAAGUGUGCGACAAGCGUCACGUCAUCAAGGAGAAAAAGACCGAGUACGUGAAACGCGAGAAGGAGGUGUUGAACAUGCUCGCGACGGCGAAACACUCGUUCGUGCGUUUGUUCUGCACCUUCCAGGACAUGGAAAGACUCUAUUUCGUCCUAUCGUACGCGAAAAACGGCGAGCUUCUACCUUAUAUCAAUAAGGUUGGCUCCUUCGACAUCGAAUGUACCAAGUUCUACUCGGCGGAGAUCCUGCGUGGUCUCGAGUACCUUCACGGUCUCGGCAUCAUUCAUCGCGAUCUCAAGCCGGAGAACAUACUUUUGGACGAGAAGAUGCACCUGCUCAUUACCGAUUUCGGCAGCGCUAAAAUCCUCAAAGAUCCGGAGACCCCGCAGGUGAUGGGACCUCCGGCGGAUGACGCUCAACAACAACAGCAGCAGCAGCAGCAGCAGCAGCAGCAGCCGCAACAACAGCAACAGCAGCAGGGUCGCAAGGAACGCAGAGGUUCCUUCGUCGGCACCGCGCAAUACGUCUCACCGGAAUUACUGACGGACAAAACGGCGAGCAGAGCGUCGGACCUUUGGGCGCUCGGCUGCAUCGUCUACCAGAUGGUCGCCGGUUUGCCGCCGUUCCGUUCGCGGAGCGAAUACUUGAUAUUCCAAAAGAUCUUGAAGCUCGAGUACGAAAUACCCGAUGGCUUCUGCGAGUUGGCCAAGUCCCUCGUCAGUCGUCUUCUCGUGCUCGAACCCAACGAAAGACUCGGCGCUCAGGACGAGCACGGCGCCGGUUAUCCCAGCAUUCGUGCUCAUCCCUUCUUCGAGGGUGUCGACUUCGAGACCCUUCACGAACAAACGCCUCCGCCGAUUUAUCCCUAUUUGCCCGGCACCUCGGAGCACGAGGAACUCAGGUCGCAGUACAGAGUUCCGGAUCAUCUCGAGCCCGGGCUCGACGACAAGCAGCUAACGAGACUUCUCGGUCUUGGCAUCGGCGAGGACGACGACGACGACGACGACGACGACGACGACGACGACGAUGACGAGGAGGACGACGAACGCGAGAACGAGAACAACGCGGACAACAACAGUGCCGAACCUAGCGCCAACGAGCCGAGCAAACGAACCAUCGACAAGCCCGCUCGACGCGCUGCCGUACUCGCCGCCGCCGCCACCGUUGCCGAGAGACAACCGAGAAAGACCAGGACCUCCGGAACCGAAAGCAACAUCGCCGAUCUCACGCCCGAGGAGAUCAGAAACCGAUUGGAGAAGCAACGCGCGUCCAGUCAGUGGGACGUCUUCGUCGAGGGCAAUCUCAUCUUGAAGCAAGGAUUCGUCAACAAGAGAAAGGGCCUCUUCGCUAGACGGAGAAUGCUCCUGCUCACGACCGGACCUCACCUAUAUUACGUCGACUCUGUCAAUAUGGUGCUCAAGGGUGAGAUACCCUGGAGCCCCGAACUCAGGGUCGAGCCCAAGAACUUCAAGAUUUUCUUUGUCCAUACUCCAAACAGGACGUAUUAUCUCGAAGAUCCCGAGGGAUUCGCAUUAGAGUGGUGUAGAGCUAUCGAGGAGAUGCGAGUCCAUUGUUACGGCCUGCAGGAAUCCACCGCUUAAGAAAAAAAGUUGUCCGAGAGCAAUGACCACGACUCGAUCGCGAUACCCGUCCGAGAAGACGACGGUAGAGAUUCGAUAAUUUCAUCUUUUCGAAUUUGACGUUAUAUAGGAAAGAAUUUGUUACAUGUAUAUACAUAGACACGUAGGAAGACAUCGUAGGGACCGAUAGAUGUCGCUUCUACUUUAGGAAAGAUACUCUAGAUCGUUUGGUCGUUUCCCCCUCGAUUCUCGAGGGAUCUUCUUAAAGUUAGGUAAAUUAUCGUUGCAAGAGGCAGUGGCAAGCUGCUUCGAGACACGAAGGGUAGAGCGAAUUGUUUAGGGACAAGUAUUUGCGAAGCCGCAUCGGUCGUUCAUCGAUGUAACGUGAAUGUGACGCGGCGUCGUGCGAAGCUUUAGGAAAAUUCUUUACAAAGUAUUUAUAGUCGAAAUUUCUAUUUAACGAUUAGAACAGAAGUGGCUCCGAGGAAAGGCCGGAUGAGAGUGUAGAAUUAAGAGACGAUGUUUACAGCGGAUCGACGAAAUAGAAAAGGAAAAACGUUGGGAGGAAUUUAGACACAGACCACCCACCACCACCACCACCAUCCCUUUGCAGCUUUAAUAAUAUCGCUUACUUUUGUUACGUUAACCGAGAAACGAUCGGUCCAACUUGCCCGCGGCUCCUUUUCGUAUCCGAUUUUUUUUUUAUUCUUAUUUUUUUUUCUUUCUUUUUGUCUCUUUCUCUUUUUUCGUCUCCCUGUGGUACCUGUCUUGUAAAUACAAAAGAACCAUUUCACUCGAAAAGCAGGGCAAAGACUUUGCGAAGCGAGGAUGCAUGCCUAUGCAUCCCCAUUAUACAUAUAUUUAGAAUUAAUAAUUAGCGUAAUUCGUAAGUACAAAACAGUGUGUGUUCUCGUCGCGUCGUCAUCGAUCCGCUUCUCCUCGGGUUUUUGCUCUUGUUCCGUUUUCUCGUCGCGACCAUUUAAUCGGGCCCUCGCGGAUUUGGAAGAAAAAGAGAGAAAAGACAAAAGAAAAAGAAAAACGGCAGUUCGGGAACGCUAAGAACGAAAAUCGUGUGGUACGUCGACGUAGAGUAGGGUGGGCUUGCGUCGACAAAAGUUGAAGAGAGCACUGAUAAACGAUGAUUUUCUCCUACCGCGAAGAUAUGGAUACGGGAAAAAUCGAACGCGAUCCUAUUUAGAUUAAAUAGAUAGUCUUGUUUUUUCGCCUAGCUUUAAGAAACAAAUAGGUAAUUAUAAUAUAUUUAGAGAAAGCGCACCGAAAUUCGCUCUUACUCGCGUGCGUCGGUAUAACUUAUUUUCCUUCGCGUUAAGCCAAUUAUUAUCGUUAUCUUAUUAUUCGCUAUUAUUAUUGCUAUUAUUAUUAUUAUCAUUAUUACUAUUACUAUUACUAUUACUAUUAUUAUUAUUAUUAUUAUUAUUAUUAUUAUUAUCAUUAUCAUUAUCAUUACGAUCAUCGUCAUCAUCAUUAUCAUCAUUAUAAUUGUAUACCUUUUAAUAGAAUGCAUUAUUAACGCUCUUGUUAACUACUACGUAGCCGUAUGUAUUAUAGUAUCGCCGAUAUAAGUAUUGUUUCCUCGUAGGUUUAAAAACGCGGACUUUUUCGUUUAUUUAUUAUAGAAGAAGCUAUUCGUCUUACGUUAUUUAUUUUUUUCUUAGUUCUUUUUUGUUCUUUUUUUUUCGUUCCAUCUUUUCUUUCAUUCGGUUUUUCUUUUCUUCGUAUUUCAAAAUAAGAUUUAAGAAGUCUGUAUAGAUGUUACGUAUUAGUUAUAUUACCGCUACUACCACUGCGACUAUUACUACUAUUAAUGCUAUUACCAAUUAUUAUCGCUACUAUAAUACCGCGUUGAAUAUUGUAUAUAAGUGUGUGUAUAUAUCUUUAUAUAUAUAUUAUUAUAUAUAUAUAUAUAUCCUCUCUAGUAAUCGCGUAUAUGUACACACGUAUAGACGGUAGAAACAAUACGCGUGCGUGUAUAAACCCAUUACAUCGUCAUUGUAAAGUUAGAAACUUUGUAAAUAUAUUUCGCGACGAUCGUCUAGUAGGAAUCGGGAUGAAUCGCCUCGUUUCUUCGGCUUAGAAUCGUACGACCAAAUUCCUUGAUACUGUGUAUUAUACACUUGUACAUUAUCAUUAUCUAUACGCAUUGUAUAUAUAUAUACACACACGCACGCACUUGUCGCGUGUAUAUAUAUAUACACUCAUACAUAUAUAUAUUUAUAUAUAUAUAUAUAAAAGUAAUAUUACGCGCGAUAUUUAUGAGAAUGUGAAUAUAUGUAGUUAGUUAGACAAUUUGUGUACAAAAGAAAUUCUUAGGCUUAGGAUACGAAAAUUAGGAUAGAAUUCGUUGACUCCACUUGCCGCGGCGAGAGAGGCUCGAAAAUAAGGAAUUUGAUCGUACGUGCGUUUAUUCAGUCUUUUUUCGUUGUUGAAAAAUUCAAUGUUAUAACAGUGGGAGUGCGCGUAAUGGUCGACUUCCUCGCGAGCAUAGAUUUAAACAGGGUAUAUAAAAAUAGAGGGAACUGCGCGGAAAGCGAAAAGAACGGAUGUAAGGUCGAAUUUCGUGGAGCAGGGAGCCGUGGCUCGAUGUGUUCGAAAUAAUGGCGGUUCUUCUUUUAGAUCCGGCAUUGUCCUCGCGCCCAGUGGCUCUUUCCAAAGUGACCGCUUUUGGUGGGCUACGUACGGUGCGAGCGGACCAAGAAAAAUGGAAUUUUGUUCCCGCGAAUUUCCUCCUCCGCGUUCUUUUCUUCAUUUUCGCCUCUUUCUCUUUCCUAGUUGCGCGACUUUUCUUUCUCGCGAGGACGUUUUCCUCUUUUCCAUUUAUUUUUUAUUUUUCUUUAAGUCUUUAUCCUUGCGUGUUCGUUUCUUGUUCAUUUUGUCUUUAUUAUCGUGCUCUCUCACUCCUCUCUCUCUCUCUCUCUCUCCCGAUCGAUCGAUCGAUCGAUCGAAACGAGGUGUUGUAGAUACGUUAAACGUGAAAAUUCAGACAUUCGCGGCAUAUACCAAAGCGCGAUAACGCAGCGUUAUUCCGCACGCGUUCUUUACGCCCAGCUGCAUUUUGUUUCUCUACGUUUUAUGUAGACCGCGCUAAAGCUUUAGUAGGCGUAAAGGAGAGCGUGUACGCGAGGAAAAAACGAGGUGGUUCGUCGGAUCAAUCGUCGAUAUGUGUUAGGCGAAAAGUUUGGUGGAUCUUCGAAAUCGUAAUUCGGAGAUCAUGGUAUCGAGAUUCCUAUGUGCUUCGAGCGGCGUCGUAUCCAGUUUUCCUUUGUAUUAUAUAGUUCUAAUUAAAGAAAAUGAAUUCGCGAAUCGACGCGAAGCGAUGCCAGCUCGAAGACGCCUCUCAGCGCGCGACGAGUUCAAAGGAAAAUACAAAAUUCCUAGGUAAUUUAACUAAUUUAUGUAUAAUACGCACGUAUUAGUGCGUAUGUAGAGAGGAGAUGAAUACUUAAAAGAAAAAAAAAAAAAAAAAGAAAAUCAGUGGUGUAAAUUUGUGUUCACGGAUCAUCUUUUCCGUGAGCCACGCAAGCAAUAACAGGCAAGGCCUUGCGAACGUUGAAAUGCCUACUGUUUCGAUGCGAUAGAAACGCUUCAAACUAUUCAUUGCAGUAUUACUAAAUGUAUACAGAUUUUAAGACAACACACGAUCGACACACUUCACAUCGGGUCCCACGUGCGUACUCGAUCACACUUAUUACUCACACAUGCAGUCGCGCGCGCGCGCGCAUACAAACACACACACACGUACCUAUAUACCUACCUUUCACGCACUUCAAACACACACUCGUACACGCAAAGUUCUAGACACGGGAUAAGGAUGAAGACUGUAAAUAGUUAGCACGUAAUUGAUAUUAUAGGCGACGAAACCUAUUAACAUCAAAUUUAUUUAUAGUAAAUUUUCCGAAACAUAUAA